Messenger RNA from Sipha flava (yellow sugarcane aphid), 1385 nucleotides. It is a transcript of the gene PolZ2, whose product is annotated as mitotic spindle assembly checkpoint protein MAD2B. The record is from RefSeq and is a predicted model, not a curated record. The transcript is spliced from 5 exons. Bases 640 to 1299 code for a protein of 219 amino acids. Gene Ontology annotation, cellular component: zeta DNA polymerase complex. Lineage: Eukaryota; Metazoa; Arthropoda; Insecta; Hemiptera; Aphididae.
CUUUUUAUUCUUGGUAUACAAUAUUAUGUAGUACAAUAAUGAUUUAAGCAUUACUUAUACAAUAACAAUACAUUAAUAAAUUCAAACUAAUAAUGUGAUAACAAAUAAAAACAUUGACUACCAUGCAUAUGGCUUUCGAAUGAAUAGUAAUAAUUCGUUAGUUAGUUGCUAUCCAAUAUUAAUGCAUAUUUUUGUGGAACACAAUUAUAUAGUAGUCACGGUCUUAGAAUAACAUAAUCUUAGAUUGUAGAUAAGAAUGUACGAAAAGAUGAUCAAUACUAUUAUCUACAGAUCAGAUUAUGAGUUAUGGCUUAUCUUUAUUCUUCAUGGUUAAGAUAUUAAGUAUUUUAAAAGUAAAUUUUAUAUUAAAUCACUAGUCCGUGACCACUGAUCACUGCUAAGCUGAAGAGCAACUGUGCUAUAUUUUUAAAGUUUUGUAAUUGUCAUAGACAACACAUUUUUUUAAUUGUUCUCAACCAUCUAGCCAGUAGACUGAAAGUUUUGUUAAUUAUUCAUAUUGUUUCAAAAUAUCCAUAUAUUUUUUUGUUAAAUGAGUAUUCCAGGAAAUACCGUUCCUUGUUUGAAGUUUUCAUUCGUCAGGAUUCCUAUGUUGCAGUUAAAAAACAAGUGAGAUAUGCAAUGAGUAAAGAAAAAUUUUCAGAUAGCGCAUCUGUACUUAUAGAACUUUUAGAAGUUUCAAUUCACUGUAUACUGUAUGCUAGGAAAAUUUAUCCUGAAGGUAUUUUUGAACUGAAGAAGAAAUACAACGUUCCAGUACAUGUUUCUAUUUAUCCAGAAUUGAAUUCAUACAUAAAUGGGACUCUCAAUGCUGUUAAAAAAAUAUUAUUAUUAAAAAAGUUAUGCAAAUUAGAUGUUUGUUUUUAUAACAAGUUUGGAGUUGCAGUUGAACGCUUUGUGUUCAAAAUUCAUAAUGUUGAACUUGAAAUGGAUUUAUCAGAUUUUUCGAAUCUAAGAGAUCCAUACUUGGUAAAAUUAGAACAAAUGUUGAGAGCUUUCUGUUUAAAAUUAACAGUUAGUGAUACUCUCUUAAAUCCUUUGCCUUUUGGUUGUACAUUUCAAAUUCAUAUUCAUACAACUGAAACAUGUUCUAUUGAAAUCCAAAAGGAUACAGAAGAAUUUCCGUUGAUACCAAGUGAAAAUAAAAACACUUUGUUGAUAUCACCUGUGGUAGUACCUUUGCGUAGUAUUGAAUGUGAGCAUUUGAAGUUGGAAAUUUAUGCUGAAGAAGGAAACAAGGAAGAUAAUUCAAAUUUAUUUACUCCAAGUCCAUUAAUUUAACUCAAUAUUCAACAAUAAUGAGUAUUAUACAUGCCAAACUUAAAUCUUAUUUUACCCUUAUGUGUAUCAUAUAAAUAAUAGAUACA